Xylona heveae TC161 is the source of this 370-nucleotide messenger RNA. RefSeq lists its product as hypothetical. The coding region runs from base 94 to 291 and encodes 65 amino acids. The transcript has a single exon. Lineage: Eukaryota; Fungi; Ascomycota; Xylonomycetes; Xylonales; Xylonaceae. The record is from RefSeq and is a predicted model, not a curated record.
GAGAUAGAAGUCUCACUGGUUUUUGAGCAAGCAGUCAAGACUCAAGGAAUAUGAGGAGUUGGGGUCCUGGGGAUCUAAUGAAAAGGAUUUGAUAUGGUUGGAAUUAAUUUAUCUGCGAGAAUGGCAAAUCUUUUUUCUUUUCCCAUUGCGUGGCAAGUGGCCUUGAUUGAAAGCAUUCAGGAUGGACUCGUUGCAACAGAUAGUAUUCUAGUGAUUAACCAGACACGAUGGAAGACUCUUAUAUGGAAAUUACAAUGUAAUCUUGUAUGCUCAUCUCUUUCGGAAAAGUAGACAGUCUUAAAGUGAAAGAAGAAUAGUACAGUAGAAGAAAGGAAGAACAGAAGAGAAAGUAAAAAGAUAUCUCUAAGAU